This is a messenger RNA of Aspergillus heteromorphus CBS 117.55, 3124 nucleotides long. Its product is annotated as chloride channel protein. Bases 276 to 3014 code for a protein of 912 amino acids. The record is from RefSeq and is a predicted model, not a curated record. Gene Ontology annotation, molecular function: voltage-gated chloride channel activity. Lineage: Eukaryota; Fungi; Ascomycota; Eurotiomycetes; Eurotiales; Aspergillaceae. Gene Ontology annotation, biological process: chloride transport; transmembrane transport. Gene Ontology annotation, cellular component: early endosome; membrane; Golgi apparatus. The transcript has 3 exons.
CCAUCGGGCGUUUUUUGAGGCCCAUCGCACAGGCGAAGACCCCACUGCUCGAUUUCUUGGUUUUGGGGCUUUGGUUUAUAAGGUCUUGAUGGAAAUGCGUCUUGUCGAGGGUCGGUUUUUUCUUUCUUUCUCUCUCUCUCUCUCUCUCUCUCUCUUCUCUUCUCUCAUCCUCCCUCCUGGGUUGUGUUUGGGGACCUCGGGAGUGGCUGGUCUGACCUUACUUCCAGGCUACCAACAUUAAGUCCGAAGCUCUCCUGCUUCAUUAAUCUCCGAAAAUGCCUCGCUCAAUCCCUCCCAAUUUCCACGUCGCCAUCCCGGAACCAGACCCCCAGCCAGCCGGGAAUGAUGGUCGAAGGACGGCCGCGCGAACAGCUCCCCCCUCACCUUCCGCGGUCCGACGAACCCAUAGUCUUCUCUCGGAGGUUCAAACCGCCCAUGAGCCCUUAGUGCCUCCCGUGGAAGUCAGCGAGACAACAAGCCUCCUCUCGAAACCCCCUGACAACCGGCGCGGCUUGUCGUUCCGGUCAUACACCAAUCUGUCUGGGAAUUCGGGGUCCGACACCAACUUCAGGCACACCUUGAUGGCGGGUAGUAUCCGUCGGUCCCGACAUCAUAGCCGAGCGAACUCUCAGGCCAUCCGCUUUAGCCGGCGGAGCAGUUUCGAUGCGGAACCGCCUGAGAGCAUCGCUCCCUCCGCCAAAGAUGGCAUGGCCGCGUCAUUUCUCGAUGAACGAAGCUGGUAUGAUCAGUUCACAUCCACCGACUGGGUGCACGACAGUAUAGCCGAUGGGGCGCGUCUUCGGGAGCUGCGCAGGCGGAAGGAUGUUCGCGGUCGCCUGCUGUCAUGGCUUGAUGGUUCCCAGGGUUGGGUCCUGGUUGCUUUGAUUGGCUGCAUUACAGCUAUCAUUGCGUAUUCUGUGGAUGUGACAGAAGAGUUCUUUUUCGACGUGAAGGAGGGCUUUUGCACCACACGCUGGUUCCAUAGCCGUCAAAGCUGCUGCACAGGUGGCGACGAUUGCCCCGCCUGGCGGUCGUGGUCCCAGAUCCUCGGGCCAGCAGACCUGGAUAACCCCUGGGUCGAUUAUAGCAUGUUUGUUUUCUGGAUGGUUCUCCUUUCCGUCAUCUCGUGCUUCCUGACGUUGCUCACGAAGACCGUUGUCCCGUCUUCUGUUUCUUUGACAACCCUGGAUGAAAAUCUAGGUGCUUCUUCGUCGCGAAGUACGAGAGGGCACAACGGGGUCGGAAACUCUCCGGGAUCUGAAUCCAGCCCGCAAGGGCUCGGUCCUGCCAUUCCCACGCGUCCGGCCAUGGUCUACUAUUCAGCAGCAGGAAGUGGUGUGGCUGAGGUCAAGGUCAUUAACAGUGGUUUCGUUCUGCAUGGUUACCUGGGCUUUAAGACUUUGCUGAUCAAGACUAUCGCUCUAGUCUUCAGCGUCUCAUCAGGUCUCAGUCUGGGCAAGGAGGGUCCCUACGUGCACAUCGCGACAUGCGUUGGAAACAUUUGCUGUCGCAUUUUCGACAAAUACAACCACAACGAUGGAAAGAGACGUGAAGUGUUGAGCGCAAGUGCUGCGAGUGGAGUGGCAGUGGCAUUCGGAUCGCCCAUCGGCGGUGUUCUCUUUAGUUUGGAGGAAGUCAGCUAUUAUUUCCCGCCAAAGACCUUGUUCAGAACCUUCUUCUGCUGUAUCGCGGCAGCUUUGUCUUUGAAAUUCCUCAACCCCUACGGCACGGGUAAAAUCGUCCUGUUCCAGGUCCGGUAUCUAGGCGACUGGGAGAUGUUUGAGAUGGUCAUCUUUAUUUUCUUGGGUGUACUUGGAGGGGCUCUAGGAGCUCUGUUCAUCAAAGCCUCUAGUCUUUGGGCUCGGUCGUUUCGACGAAUUUCAAUUAUCAAGCGCUGGCCAAUGCUCGAGGUUGUCCUGGUGGCCAUUCUGACUGGUUUGGUUAGCUUUUGGAACCGUUACACCAAGAUGCCAGUCUCCGAGCUCUUGUUCGAGCUAGCUAGUCCCUGUGACCAUGAAUCCUCUUCGCCGACCAGUCUGUGUCCACGUGAAGAUGGCAUCGGCGAGAUCAUCCAGUACCUGCUGGUGGCUUUUGUCAUCAAGAGUUUCUUGACCGUUGUGACAUUCGGCAUCAAGGUGCCUGCCGGCAUUUACGUCCCGUCCAUGGUUGUCGGCGGUCUCAUGGGCCGCAUCGUUGGCCAUGUAGCACAGUACUUGGUUUUGAAGUAUCCCACCUCUUUUCUUUUUGGAACGUCGUGCCCAGCUAUUGCAGGCAUGGAAUCAUGUGUGACCCCUGGAGUGUACGCGAUGGUUGCAGCGGGCGCUACUAUGUGCGGUGUGACACGUUUGUCCGUGACGCUUGCUGUCAUUCUCUUCGAGUUGACCGGCAGCUUGGACCACGUGCUCCCGUUCUCCGUGGCUGUUCUAUGCGCCAAGUGGACUGCGGACGCCAUCGAGCCUCGCAGCAUCUAUGAUCUGUUGACCGAUAUGAACUCAUACCCAUUCCUGGACAACAAACUUCAGCCAGUGUCGGAUGCGCAGCUCGGAGACCUGGUUCGGCCCGUUCGCUCCAGUCGGGUCAUUGACAUCUCGGGCUCGUCGUUUGUGCCUGCAAGGGAGCUGCGUUCGAAACUCCAGAACCUGCUUAUGGCGGGUGAACUUGAUGGAGGGCUACCGAUUCUGCGACAUGGCAUUCUGACGGGGCUAAUUCCAGCACCCGAUCUUGAAUACGCGCUUGAUAACCUCGGGGACGAAGAGAACACGCUAUGCUUGAUGAGUCUGGACACCUCGUCAGUUAUUUCCGACAGUGAUGACGAGGACCGUAUUGAUCGGGCGGACUUCAGCCGUUUCAUCGAUCCGUCACCUAUUGCCUUGGACAUUCACUCGCCAAUCGACCUUGUGUUCCAGUGUUUUGCCAAACUAGGCCUGCGCUACCUAUGUGUGCUGCACGAUGGCCAAUAUGCCGGCUUGAUACACAAGAAGGCUUUUGUCAAGUACAUGAAGGAGCACGAGUGAUUCUUUGUGCACUGUUACGAAGCAUUUAAAGUUCGAUUCCUACAACACUCGUUUGGUGAAGUGUUGUUACACGUGUUAUGACUACUAAUCCAGCAGGAUCAGGCUGCAUG